UUGUCUUUUAUGCCCUUCUCUCCUUCUCCGAAAAAUCCCCAACCGGCAACCAACCUUUUCUCUCUCUAUAUAAUUCCUUUUCAAAAGUUCACAAUCCAAUUCCAAAUCCACUUCUCCUCAAUAAUCAAUUUCUAUUUUCUUCCUAAUUUCCAUGACUCCCAAGAACCAAAUCCCCCAAUCGGAAUCUGGGUUCCAAGAUUGGCUGCCCGUCAUGGCUGGAAACCUCGGCGGCGAGGGGCUGAUCGGAGAGCUCUGUAAUGGGUUCAAUCUGCUGAUGGAUAGAGAGAAGGGAGUGAUCAAUUUCGAGAGCUUGAAGAGGAAUGCGGCGGCUUUAGGGCUCGGGGAUUUGAGUGAUGAUGAACUCCGAGGAAUGUUGCGGGAAGGGGAUUUUGAUGGCGAUGGCGCUCUUAAUCAGAUGGAAUUUUGUGUUCUUAUGUUUAGAUUAAGUCCUGAAUUGAUGGAAGCUUCUCGUUAUUGCUUCCAUGAAAGUCUUCGUCGAGAAUUUAGGGAUUCUUUUUCUUGAUUUCUGUGUAUGCUUCUCAUUUUUUUGGGGAUGGAAUUAAUGAAAUAUACGGCAAAACUCAUAAACAAAUUUGAGUCUCUGUUUCUCAAUAUUUAGUUGAGUGCAGCUGUUGAUUUUGUUUUCGUUUUUUUGGGCAACCUCUUCAAAAUUGCAACAAUUUGUUUAAGGUUGAGGUUGGUGCUCCUUGACAAUAUAAUAAUAUACGAUUAGAGAGUGAUUAGAACA
Cucumis sativus (cucumber) is the source of this 748-nucleotide messenger RNA. Its product is annotated as calcium-binding protein KRP1. The record is from RefSeq and is a predicted model, not a curated record. The transcript has a single exon. The coding region runs from base 152 to 523 and encodes 123 amino acids. Gene Ontology annotation, molecular function: calcium ion binding. Lineage: Eukaryota; Viridiplantae; Streptophyta; Magnoliopsida; Cucurbitales; Cucurbitaceae.